Messenger RNA from Durusdinium trenchii, 2400 nucleotides. NCBI's taxonomy places the organism in Eukaryota, Dinophyceae, Suessiales, Symbiodiniaceae. The record is from the annotation of a GenBank genome assembly.
AUGAUGAUGUCAUGGUACUCAGCACCGCCAGGCCGUGUUGAGUCUUCAGGUGGCAACCAAGGGGCGAUUCUCAAGAAUCGCGAUGGGGUGCCGGUGUGGUCGGGAGACAGCUCCACCUUCGAAGAGUUCGUCGAAGCCUGUCUCCUGUAUGAGCAGACCGUGGUCAAAGAGAAGCGAUACCUUUGUGGGCCUCGAAUUGCCAGUGAACUGUCUGGAUCAGCCAGGCGCAUCCUGAUUGGCAAGUCAGCGGACUGGCUGUCCUUCGAUGGAGGGGUCCGUCGAUUAGUGGCAGCUCUUCGUGCUGAAAGGGGCCAAUCCAAGGUUCCUGAAAUGAGCGAGCUGUUGAUGAAGUACUUCAAGGGCACCAAACGCCAGCGGGGCGAGGGCAUGAAUGACUUCGUGAUGAGAAAAGCCGAGGCAUACACCCGGGCACAACAGUCAAUGGCCCGGUAUCAACGAGAACAUCCAAAGAAGCCAAAGUCAGUGAACUCAGAUCCAAGAUCUCAGCAUUCAUCAAUAGCUGGCCCUCAGAGAACCUGGAAGGCUAGGAACAGUCAACCUCUGCAGGAGCAGUCCUAUGAGUUUGAGAAUGAGGGGUACGACCUUGCGACGGAGGAGGAUGAUCCCUGGGCGCAAUGGCAUGCGCGUGAUGAGUGGGAAGAAGCCCACUCUCACCAGUCCAGGAGCCAUCAUACUGAGUCCUGGAAACAGUCCGACACCCUGGAAUGCAGUCGUGAUGAGCUCCCAGAGAUUUUGCCAGAUUUCAUCCAAGGCUGGUACCUCUUCAUGGACUCCGGCUUGGACGUGAUGGAAAGAAAUGUUCUCCAAGCUGACCUACAAGGUGAUUUCAGUGUCCGAGCCGUGGAGACAGUGUUGAGGAAACACUGGACGGAUGCGGACGUCAAGCGCCGCGACAUGGAGAAGGGCAAGUACAUGGCCCACAUGACUGAGGACCACGACCCGGAGGAGGACAAGGUCUUCUGGAGCGAGCUUGAUACAAAUGGCUUGAUGGAAGAGAGCUUCACCACCGAGGAGAUCCAGUCCAUGGAAGUGGAGCAAGAGAAAAUGGUGGAAGCCUACGCCGUGAUGCAGGAGGCUCGACAGACACUGAGGGAGGCCAGAGCUAAACAGCAUGCCGUCCGAAUGGCACGGCAGUACUACCCCGUCAAAGGGAAGGGCAAGGGCAAUGAACCUCAAAGCCUGUGGAAGCGACUUGGCAAAACGCCUCCACGGAUGCAAUGUUUCCGAUGUGGUGGCCCACACAAGGUGGCCGAAUGUCGGGAGAAGCCUGCUGACCAGUCAGCCCACGUGAACACCCAGGAGCAGGCACCUUUCGUCUUCUUCACCGACACGGUGGGGGAGGCGCUCAUGGGCGAGUCCCAGGCCACCAUCUCUACCCAGGAUGUGAUGCUGCAGGGAAAAGCUGUCAUUGACGGCGCCGUGAUCGACUACGCAUCGGAUCGCGCAGUCUUCCGGGCAGUGGAUCCGACCAAAGUGGUGCGCCUGGAGCGCACGGCAGCUGGACACCAAGUGCUGCCUCUCACGACGGAUGCCUAUGAGACUGCCCGCAGCUUGCGAGUCACGGAGGACCAUCGAUCUCAGGGUGUCGUGAAACCUGCGCUCGGUGUCACCGAUCGCACGACCUCUCUCCCGAAGCUUGUGGUGAUCAUGGUGUCCCGCAUGACCCGUGUGGAGCUUGGCGAGCGUCUCCAGAAGUACCAUGGGGAAGUGGCUCCAACCAAGUGGACUCGGGCACAAUUGCUUCAUCGGCUCAGCGAGCUCGAGGGAGAGGUGAUCUUGGAGCCAAAGAGCAAGGAACUCAGCCCAUUGAGGACUCUCGAAGUGGCCAUCAACAAGGCUUCAGCUCGGAAGGCAAACCUCCAGGAGUACCUGACGGUCAACAUGGGCAUGACCCUGACGGGCACCGAGACCAUUGCUCAGCUCAAGGUGAAGGGCCUGAACCAGGCCUAUGUGAUGGCAGCUCCUCAUCCCACGGACUUCGUCGGGUUCGGCAAGCAUUGCGACAAGAAGUACGAGGAGAUCUGGAUGGAACAGCCCAGCUAUGCUCGCUGGGUGAUGCAGACCUCCAAGGAGGACCCAGAGAGCAGCAUGAAGCUUCAUCGCUUGGCCAAGUGGCUGGAGGAGAUGACGGAGCUGGAGCAAGUGACGGAAGCCACAGCAGAGCAUUCCAAGAACCCGAAGAAGGGCUACCCAGUCAAGAAGAAGGACGCAGAGAAGUCCAAUUCAUCCUCAGAGAUGAUGGAAAUGGCUUUAGCCUUGAAGGCGCUCACCAAGGAGGUGGCCGACAUGAAGGAGGAUCGGGAGACGCGCCGGAAGCAACCCUCGGCCGCCACCUCAAGCGACUGGGAGAAAACCUCCCAGAUGCCAGUGGAUCAGUAG